AUCUCGUUGCCUCCUUUACUAGUCAAAAGAGACUCUCUCUCUCUCUCACGUCCAAUUUCUCACAUCCCAGCUAGACAUAUGGGUAUUAUAGUAGUAGUCGGGUUGUUUAUGUUACUUUUACUCGGUUUCUUGGCGUUGAGCCAUUUCAAGCCAUUGAUCAUCAAAUAUGAUGGUAGUGGUGGUGGUAGUAGUGGUCUUCUUAUUCCAGACGGUAGUCUCGGUUGGCCUGUUAUUGGUGAAACUCUCGGAUUUCUCGAGCCUCACCCUUCUACUUCGCUCGGUUCCUUCCUUCAAAACCACUGCUCCAAGUAUGGGAAAGUGUUCAAGUCGCACUUGUUCUUGGCACCAACGGUUGUUUCCUGCGACCAAGAGCUCAACUGCUUCAUCCUCCAAAAUGAAGGAGCCCUGUUCGAGUGCAGCUACCCGAAGCCGAUCCACGGCAUCCUCGGCAAACUCUCCAUGCUCGUUGCCGUCGGGGACACCCACAGGCGGCUUAGGAGUGCUGCCCUCUCCCUCGUCUCUGUCACCAAAUCAAAGCCCCAGUUCCUCAACGACAUCGAAAGGGCAGCACUUGAGGUCUUGGGUUCGUGGAGAAACGAGGACAGGGUCUUGUUCUGUGAGGAUGCUAGGAAGUUCACCUUCAAUGUAAUAGUAAAGCAGGUGUUAGGCUUAACACCUGAUGAGCCGCGGACCAGAGCCAUCCUCCACGAUUUCGUCACUUUCAUGAGAGGCCUAGUGUCGAUCCCUUUAUACAUUCCCGGCACUCCGUAUGCUCGGGCUGUCCAGGCUAGACAAAGAAUAUCAUCAAGUGUGAGGUCGAUCAUGGAAGAGAGACGACAAGCCGGUCGUGGUGGAUGGAAUGCUACGAGUAGUGAUUUCCUCGAGAUACUAUUGGGAAUGGACACAUUAUCUGAUGAUGAAAAAUUGAGCUUCAUCUUAGAUUCUCUGUUAGGUGGCUAUGAGACAACAUCUCUGUUGAUGUCCAUGGUGGUUUAUUUUCUUGGCCAGUCCAGUGCUGCAUUUGAACAAGCAAAGUUAGAGCACCAACGCAUAAGAAGCAGGAAGAAGGAAGACGAGUGUCUAAGCUGGGACGAUUACAAGAAAAUGGAGUUCACUCAAAAGGUUAUGAACGAAGCUCUCAGAUGUGGGAACAUCGUAAAAUUCGUACAUAGGAAGGCUCUGAAAGACGUCAGGUUCAAAGGUUUUUAUAUUCCUCGUGGUUGGAAGGUCCUACCUGUCCUCAGUGCGGCCAAUUUGGACCCAACUCUCCAUGCCAAUCCUCUUCAAUUUCAUCCAUGGAGAUGGGAGAGCCACGACCAAACGAGCAAGAAAUUUACGCCAUUUGGAGGAGGCUCGAGGUGCUGCCCUGGCUUCGAGCUUGCCAAGCUCGAGGUCGCAUUCUUCCUCCACCACCUCUUAUUAAAUUUCCGGUGGAAGAUUGAAGAUGAGGAGGAGCAACCGAUAGCAUAUCCGUACGUUGAAUUCAAAACCGGAUUGGCACUUCGAGUGGAAAGUUGCUCAAAUAUGAGCUGACAAUUUCUCCUUACAAAGUACUAAAUAUCGUGAUGGUUCGGCAUGUACAAUUAGAAACUUCAUAUCGUUGUGACAGUUAGCACACAUGCAUGUAUGUAAUCAUGUUUGGUUCGUAUGAGAGAUUUGAAUUUUGAGAACUGAGUUCGAGUCGGGCGUGUGCUAAACCAUGAGAGCGAGAUCUAUGUAACUCAAUCCA
Punica granatum (pomegranate) is the source of this 1729-nucleotide messenger RNA. The record is from RefSeq and is a predicted model, not a curated record. Lineage: Eukaryota; Viridiplantae; Streptophyta; Magnoliopsida; Myrtales; Lythraceae.